GCUCAGCAGCGCUUCUGUCUGUCUCUGUCCCUGCUCAGAUUUCCACAGCUGUGAGCAGCACCUCUGCUACCCUACUCCACGCGGAUCUACUGGGGUGUGUGUGUCUUAGAGUGUAUUCCUGUGUGUGUGGGUGUGUGUGUGUUAGAGUUGCUUGCAAGUCUCCAGCAUACAUUGUGUGUUUUUCCGCUGCUCCAGUGAUGGUUCUUCCACCUAAGGGUGAAGGCUCUGCUACGGACUCUAUCUAAAACACAUGAGCCCUGGCAUAGCCAGCCCUGGCAUAGCAUCCCAGUAAGAUGGGAAAUGCCUCUGAAACAUCUUUGUUCGCUGACACAUCUUCGUUCCUUUCUACCAUCUCUAAAGAACAUGACAUCCUCAUGGGGACCGUCUAUGCCAUAUUUGGUGUUUUCUCACUGGUGGGGAAUGGGAUAUUGCUGUUUGUGGCCUACCGGAAGAAGUCCUCCCUGAAGCCGACUGAGUUCUUUGUUAUAAACCUCUCCGUCAGCGACCUUGGAAUGACCAUCUCUCUCUUCCCCAUGGCCAUCUCAUCAGCCUUCGCACACAAGUGGCUAUUCAGUGAUGUUACAUGUAUGAGCUAUGCCUUCUGUGGGGUUUUGUUUGGACUAGCCAGUCUCACCAACCUCACAGUGUUGUCAUCUGUGUGCUGGCUUAAGGUCUGCUGUCCCAACUAUGCAUCAGGUAACAAGUUCUCAUCCUGCCAUGCCUAUCUCCUAAUAGCAGCGGUGUGGUGCUAUGCUCUUAUCUUUGCCAUCGGGCCUCUGACUGGCUGGGGCCGGUAUGGUUCUGAACCCUACGGUACAGCCUGCUGUAUCGACUGGUACGCCCCCGGCCAAAGCAGAGCUGCCAUGAGCUACAUCCUCUGCCUCUUCCUCUUCUGCUACAUCGUCCCCUGCAUCAUCAUCUUCCUCUCCUAUAUCUUCAUCCUGCUGACUGUCAAGGGGUCACACCAGGCGGUGCAGCAGCACAUAUCCCCACAGAACAAGAUCCCCAACACACAUACACUCAUCGUCAAGCUCUCGGUGGCGGUGUGCAUCGGUGUCGUGAUCGCCUGGAGCCCAUACGCCUUCGUCUCCAUGUGGGCGGCGUUCAUUAACUCAGCAGAGGUCCCUCCCUUUGCUUUCGCUGUGGCUGCCAUCUUUGCCAAGUCCUCCACCCUCUACAAUCCUAUCGUCUACCUGGUCUUCAAACCCAACUUCCGCAGGUCCCUCUGCCGGGACUGGCUGACAUGCCGACGGACCCUAUGUGCGUGUUUGUGCUCGCACGGCUCGGCCCAGAAGGUGUCCUGUACACAGUCCCAGCAGCAUGGGAAGGAGGAGUGUAACUCAACGCGGCGCUCCAAUGGAUUGCCGGAGAACCAUAGGGGGGCAUGCAGGCACUGCCCAUGCCCAGAGAGAGACACUGGUUCUGGCGGAUACGGCCAAGAGACUACCCCUCAGAGGACUGCAAGGAUACUGCAGGGGUCCACACAUAGCGAAGUGGCUGUUAGUCAGCUGUCCAAUGAGAUGCAGAGUGACUUCCUCUGAAAAGAUAAAGGAGAGAGAGUAAGCAAAAGAGAGAGGGAAGGGAGGGAGGAUGAGGGGAGAGAAAAGGGGAGAGGGAGAAGGGAGAAAGUUAGAGGGAGGGAAAUGUGGGAGAGGAAGGCAGUGACCGAGAGGAGGAGAGAGAGAGAGAGAGAUGAGAAAAGACAAACAGUGAAUUGUUUUCACAUACAAAAUAAAAAACAUGGAGAGGGGAAGAUCAGAGGGAAAAUACUUUCAAACAGGAAAAAAGUUAUUGUUGAGGAAGGGCAGGUGUGAACUGCACUAACAAUCACAACAAGGCCAUCCUAACUCCUCUCACUCAGAGGAGUGGCCAAACCAAUCACCUCGGAAACUGUUACUGCCACAAUACUAACUCAGCCACAAACUGAACUAAACCAGGGGUGUAUUCAUUAUGCAGAUGCUGUUGGAAAAUGUUUCUUCUGUUGCGAAAUGUUUAGCAACAGAAACUGUUUAUUCCAAAAAGAAAACUUUUGCAACGAAAAUGAUAAUUUUUAUCGGACAAACUCAGCUAGGUCCCUCCCUGUUUCAUUCCGUUUGCUCUGUUUGCUUCCAUUUGGUUCUUAACCUUGUAAGACGUAAUGAAUACAACCCUGACAACCAACAUACGACCACAAACUGAAGAGUCAGCAACAUACCAAAAACUCAACCAAAAUACCACCACAGACUGAGCAGCCAAUAACAACCAGGAACUCAACCAACAAACACAGCCAAGCCAGACUGAAAAACAGACUUAACCAACAAGCCCCUGAUCUCUCUGGUUGCAGCUGGUUUGAUUCAAAAGGACUUGAAAGUCAUGAACCCACAGUCUUGAUGCAGUAGUUAGAGAUAUCGGACACAGGACCAACAAGAGGGUCCAUAAUGAGAACGACACUGGUGUUUAGGGAAAUACUACCAGAUUGAGUAUCAGAUUCUACAUAUGUCCCACAGGGCCUACCAAAGAAGAGAGAGAGAUGUGGAUGAGGAUACUAUGGUGUAUAUACAGUAUUAAAACCCACAUAACUGAGAGAGUUGUCUACAUGGGGGCUUGGAGUGUGUGUACCGAAUGAAGACGUCACUUAACUGAAGGCAGAACAUGAGAAAAUGAACACUUUAGUUGCUGCAUUGAUGACAUUACAGUGGUGUGAGUCAGUCAGACUUGGCCAAGCAGCCAUGUCCAGAAUUAUUCAGUGAACAGUUAGGACUGUGCCAAAUGAGCUACAAUUACGCACCGUGGUUGGGAUCAAUUUUAACUCAGUCAAUCCAGGAAGUGAAUGGGACAUUCCCAAUUCUGCACACAUUCUUAAUUAAUAAAGUCCAACUGAAAUGUGCUCUCAAAUCUCAGACAUUCUCUCUGUUUUUACCCAAGACAUGAAACCAAUGCAACAAUAGCUACAAGACUAAUACAAAAUCUAUAAAAAUCUACUUAAAAGAUCCCGUUUUGCAAUUUAGCUUCAGAAAACAAACAGAUGAAAUAUUGAGCUACCGUGAGUUGUGUUGAUAUCUACUUUCUCCUUCCAGUGUUUCCCCAGGAGUGUAGAUAGAUGGUUAUUGUAAACAAAUUGGAGAAGGGUGCAGUGGAGGUGCUGAACUGCAGAGCUGAGCUGGUUCUGCUUGGUUAAACAAAUUGGCCUGCCAUCACCGUACAAUCAAUAUAGAGCCAUUAUAGAGUUCUCACUGGGUCCAGAGAGGGAGCUCAAAUCUGGGAUCACAGAACAGCUAAAGCCCCAGGACUUGACCCAAACAGUGAGAGUGUUGAGAGUGUUAUUGUUGACAUAGUUUUGGCAUUUGUGUGUUCUCAUUUACAUGAAUGUGUGUGUGUGCUUAUGUACCUGUUGUUGAUUGAGGCAAUUUGCAUAUGCGUGUUUCUGUGUGUGAGAAUAGCUACUGUAUGUCUGCUUCAGUUUGCAAGUCUAUGUGGGCAUAUGUUAGUGCAGUAACUCACUGAGGAAAGUCCUAACAUUUUUCUCUACAUUGAGUGAGUCACAAAAUCAAAUCAAAUGUUAUUGUUAUUUGUCACAUUCGCCGAAUACUUACGAAUACGACCUUAAAUGCUUACUUACAAGCCCUUAACCAACAAUGCAGCUUUAAGAAAACUAAGUUAAGAAUAAUAUUUACUAAAUAAACUAAAGUAAAAAAUAAAAGAGCAACAAUAAAAUAACAAUAACGAGGCUAUAUACAGGGAGUACUGGUACCGAGUCAAUGUGCAGGGGUACAGGUUAGUUGAGGUAACUGAGGUAAUAUGUAUAUGUACAUAGGUAGGGGUAAAGUGGCCAUACAUAGAUAAUAGAUAUUAAAACAUGAGUAGCAGCUGUGUAAAAAAAAGGGGGGAGGGUCAAUGCAAAUAGUGCAGGUAGCCAUUUGAUUAGCUGUUCAGCAGUCUCGGGUAGGUGUUGUAGUAAAAUAUGACAUGAACAAGCUUUUCUUCAAUCCACUGAAGACCUAUCUCCUCUUGUUCCUCUCCUCCUUAGCGUGAAAAACAUAGAGUUGCUAUUUCAUAAAGGGACUUCUCGAGAGACAAAAGGUAUGCUUUAAGACCUGAAGACAGAGCACAGAGCACAGAGCACAGAGCACAGUCUGACUAGAACUUUCUAUUCACUCCUCUAGGACACUGGGUCAUCAAACUCUUCUAAACACCGUGCCGCUGUGUUAACCAGUAAUCUGGUCCGCUAAAGAUCGUGUCUCCAGCCUGACUAUCUCUGAUACAUGAACUCUUUCAUGUUACAACAAUAAUAGUUUAUAUCUAUUGUUCACAAAAUACCACAGUGUCAGCACAAACACCCGUAACCAGUCUUGUGGUUCAGCACCUUCAGAACUUUGUUAUUAUUGAAUAAUGCAGCAAUAUCUCACUGCUAUAAAUUCUAAUCUGCUCUGUGGGUAACUUGGCCAAUCUCUGACUUUAUAGCAUGUAUCUCCGCCCUGCCCCCUGACCUCCAGAGAAAGAUAUCAUCUCCGUUUCUCCAUCCAUCCCCCUCCAGCUCUCUCUCUCUCUCCAUCCAUCCCCCUCCAGCUCUCUCUCUCUCCAUCCAUCCCCCUCCAGCUCUCUCUCUCUCCAUCC
Messenger RNA from Oncorhynchus nerka (sockeye salmon), 4593 nucleotides. RefSeq names its product opsin 7, group member b (gene opn7b). The transcript is spliced from 7 exons. The record is from RefSeq and is a predicted model, not a curated record. NCBI's taxonomy places the organism in Eukaryota, Metazoa, Chordata, Actinopteri, Salmoniformes, Salmonidae. Gene Ontology annotation, cellular component: plasma membrane. Gene Ontology annotation, biological process: cellular response to light stimulus; phototransduction; G protein-coupled receptor signaling pathway. Gene Ontology annotation, molecular function: G protein-coupled photoreceptor activity. The coding region runs from base 294 to 1541 and encodes 415 amino acids.